Ilyonectria robusta is the source of this 1506-nucleotide messenger RNA. RefSeq lists its product as uncharacterized. The coding region runs from base 1 to 1506 and encodes 501 amino acids. The transcript is spliced from 8 exons. Lineage: Eukaryota; Fungi; Ascomycota; Sordariomycetes; Hypocreales; Nectriaceae. The record is from RefSeq and is a predicted model, not a curated record.
AUGGCUUUAGCCAAGCCUGACCCCCAGGCCGUGGUUUAUGUUGGGGUAGAUUUUGGAACCACGUAUUCCUGUCUCGCAUAUCAGGUCGAAGUUUCAGGUCAACUGGGACCAGACGUCAAAUACGCACUUGACGCAUCAAGCACUGCAUCGAGUUUCAGCGUUUGUCCGGAGAAAAUCCCCACUCAGGUGCGAAUCUGUGGGGAUGGCAGUUUAGCUUCAUCGAGUUCUUCUGGGCUUUCUGCUGAGCAUUCUGUUCUUCAAUGGUUCAAGCCGAUGCUUCUACACGACGAUGAUCGAGGCCAUCUUGGAGAAUCAACCACGUUUUGGGAGGCUCAAAAAAAAUCAUAUCAAGCUCGCCAAAACGUGGCGAAAACCACCACGAUUUACUUGCAAAAGCUCUGGGAGUCUUUUGUAAGGGAUCUUCCCUUUUCCGUUGAACAGUGCAAGGUACACGUUACGUUCACGGCCCCGGCCAACUGGCCCCACGACGCAAUACAGCGUAUGCGUAAAGCUAUCGAUAGUACGGAAUUUGGCAACCCGUUACGAAGUUCUACCAGCCUCAUCUGUGAGCCAGAAGCCGCAGCGGUCUUCCUCCUCACCUACGAGCUGCAAAGGAUCAAUCCCAAGGAAAACGAUACUAUCGUUGUCUGCGAUUGUGGCGGAGGCACCGCCCAUUGUGUCAGUUUCCAGGUUUCUGGAUUAUCACCUCUUUCCCUUGCAGAAUGCAUUCCCAGCGAGUACACUUUGUCCGGCGCUGUGAUACUGAACGACCUCUUCAGAGAGAAAUUAAUUGCCAGGGUUCGCGCAUGUUCCCCCCAAGGUGCCCAGCUCAAAAGGGAGGAUUUGGAGGAAAUCUUCCAACCCGUGGAUCGAAUCAUCCAGCUCGUCAAAUCGCAGAUUAUAGCAGUCAAAGCAAAGACAGGCCAACUCCCAAAGGCUCUUAUUAUUGCCGGAGGUUUCGGCAAAAACCUAUUUCUGCAGAAUGAGGUCAACAAAAUGAUCGAGGGUGAUUUCGGUAGUUCUGUCGGAGUCAUCAUGUAUCAUGACAAUACUGGAUGGAAAUCGGAGGCACAUGGCGCUCUGUAUCACGCCAUCAACACAGAGCGAAGAGACGGGCAGACGAUAGUCGCCUGCCGUCUUUCGCCAAACAAAUAUGGCUUUCAACCGCCUAAUCAGGACGUAAAAUGGUUUUUGGAAAAGGGCGCGAAUCUUUCAACCAGGCGACCGAACAUGUUCAGAAUCCGCCUCGAAAACUUUGAGACAGUGUCGCGCAAUUCUGAUAAAUACCUGACGCUCGAUUUGUACUCAUAUCAAGGUGAAAUUGGUUCCGGUUACAGCAGCCAGGUUUGCAAGGUCACAUGGUUAUGGCUACAAGAGCUGGACCGCCCGUCCGACGAUUCCUUCGACUUGGGGGUGGUUUACGAUGGAAUUAUUCUAUCAUUCACCCUCUACUAUAAGGGCAAACUCCAAGGCCCUGAUCAGGUUACGUUUAAGUACACGUAUUAG